AUGGAUGACUCCUUGAUGGAAGAUUCCGUCUUCGAGGACGAUGGCGGUAGCUCCGACUUCGUUCCUGAGCCUGCACCGAAGCCCAAGGCCAAAGCAGCUCCCAAGAAGGCGGCACCUGCCAAAGCGGCGCCUAAGAAAACUACCCAAUCAACACUGAAGACCAAACCUGCCCCCAAAAAGCGGGCCAAGGCCGACAGUGAGGAUGACAUGUCCGACGAUCAAAUGUCCGAUGAUGACUCGCUCUCUCACACUCCCCCGAAGGCGAAGAAGACCUCUGCUCCCAAAAGAGCUGGCUCAAAGCCUCUUGCCGAUGUAGAAAAUGAGUCUCACCCGGGGGACGGUGCCACUGAAGCGCCGGCCAAGGGUGGCAAUGCAUCAGAGAAGUACCAGAAGCUCACACAACUUGAACACAUCAUUAAACGUCCUGAUACAUAUGUCGGCUCUACAGAACGCACCUCGCAGCAAAUGUGGGUGUACAACACCGAAUCCGAGGGAAUGGAGUGCCGCGAGGUCUCCUUCGUCCCUGGUCUGUACAAAAUCUUCGACGAAAUCGUGGUCAACGCGGCCGACAACAAGCAGAAUGACAAGAACAUGAACGAAAUCCGAGUGACCAUCAGCCGCGAGACCGGCGAAAUGAGCGUGUGGAACAAUGGCCGUGGUAUUCCAAUUGAGAUCCACUCGAAGGAGAAGAUCUAUGUUCCUGAGCUCAUUUUCGGCCACCUUCUCACCUCAUCCAACUAUGACGAUACCCAGCAGAAGGUGACCGGUGGUCGGAACGGUUUCGGUGCCAAGCUCUGCAACGUUUUCUCGACCGAGUUCACAAUCGAGACCCAGGACUCACGCCAAAAGAAAAAGUACAAGCAGACCUGGACGGAGAACAUGACCAAAAUGGGCAAAGCAAAGGUUACGGAAGCCAAGGGAGACGACUACACCAAGGUCACUUUCAAGCCCGACUACGCCAAAUUCGGCAUGGAAGGGAUUGAUGAUGACUUUGAAGCCCUUGUCAAGCGGCGUGUCUACGAUUUGGCGGGUACAGCUGGUGUGGCUGUCAAACUUAAUGGCACCCGCAUCCCUAUUCGCAACUUCCGGAAGUACAUGGAGAUGUUUACCAAGGCCAUCCGUAAAGAGCGUGGUGAUGAUGGACCCCCUGCCAAGGACGAGAUCAUCACUUGCAGCCCGGAUCCUCGGUGGGAGAUCGGCUUUGCUGUCUCGGACGGUGCCUUCCAGCAGGUGUCGUUUGUCAACUCGAUUGCCACAACUUCAGGCGGAACUCACGUCAACUACAUUGCCGACCAAAUUUGCAAUCGCUUGGCGGAGCAAGUAAAGAAGAGAAACAAGACAGGUGCCACCCUGAAGACUGCCCAGAUCCGGAACCACAUCUUCAUCUUUGUGAACGCUCAGAUCGUCAACCCGGCGUUUACCUCCCAGACCAAAGAACAGUUGACCACGAAAGGAAGUCAGUUUGGCAGCAAGUGUGUACUCGAGGAGGACUUCUACAAGAAGGUUCUCAAGACUGAGGUCAUGUCAAACAUCCUGCAUUUCGCCGAGCAAAAGGCCGAUCAGAUUUUGAAGAAGGGCGAUGGAGGCCGCCGCUCACGCAUGAGCAACCCGAAGUUGGUCGACGCCAACAAGGCUGGCACCCGAGAGGGUCAUCACUGCACUCUGAUCUUGACCGAGGGUGACUCAGCAAAGGGAUUGGCGAUGGCUGGACGAGCCGUUGUCGGACCGGAUCUCUUCGGUGUUUUCCCCCUGCGCGGAAAACUGCUCAACGUGCGCGAUGCUUCGUUUGACCAAAUCUCGAAGAACCAGGAGAUUCAGAACAUUAAAAACUUCAUUGGUCUGCAGCACAAGAAGGAGUACACUGAAACCAAGGGUCUUCGAUAUGGUCAUCUCAUGAUCAUGACUGAUCAAGAUCACGACGGCAGUCACAUCAAGGGGCUGCUCAUCAACUUCCUGCAGGCGCAGUUCCCAAGUCUGCUGAAAAUUCCCGAGUUCCUCAUCGAGUUCAUCACGCCCAUCAUCAAGGUUUGGAAGGGCGAUCCCAAGAACCCCAGCAAGCAGAGGUCGUUCUUCACGAUGCCCGAAUAUGAAGCGUGGCACGAAGAGCACAAACACGAACGUGGAUGGGAUCACAAAUAUUACAAGGGUCUGGGAACUAGCACCACGGAUGAUGCUCAGGUUUACUUCCGAGACCUCGAUCGCCAUCUCAAGGAGUUCCACACCAUGCAAGAAAACGAGGCGGGUCUCAUUGAGUUGGCCUUCUCCAAAAAGAAAGCCGACGAGCGAAAGGAGUGGCUGCGGCAGUUCAAGCCGGGCACAUACCUCGAUCAUUCAGUGUCGAAAAUCACAUACACCGAUUUUAUCAAUAAGGAACUCAUCCUGUUCAGUAUGGCAGACAACCAGCGCUCCAUCCCCUCUGUUGUGGAUGGUUUCAAGCCAGGACAGCGCAAGGUUUUGUACACCUGUUUCCGCCGAAAUCUGAAAAAGGAUAUGAAGGUCGUGGAAUUGGCUGGUUACGUUUCCGGAUUGACGGCUUACCAGCAUGGUGAUGCCUCUCUUCAGCAGACAAUUGUUGGCCUGGCUCAGACAUUUGUGGGCUCCAACAACAUCAACUGCUUGGAGCCUAGUGGAAACUUUGGAAGCCGACUUCAGGGUGGCAGCGACGCUGCCAGUGCUCGUUACAUUUACACCCGGCUGUCCCCAUUCGCCCGGAGAAUCUUCCACACGGCCGAUGAGCCGCUGCUGAGGUACAAUGAGGACGAUGGCAAGAAGAUCGAGCCUGAGGUGUACAUGCCCGUUGUGCCGAUGAUUCUGAUCAAUGGUGCCGACGGUAUCGGAACUGGCUGGAGCUCUUCCAUCCCCAAUUACAACCCCGAAGACGUGGUGAGCAAUCUCAGGCGUCUUAUGGAUGGUGAGGCUCCGGAGCCCAUGGAGCCGUGGUUCCGCGGAUUCACGGGUGAGGUGGUCGCAGUUGGUGGAGACCGAUUCAAGUUCAGCGGUAUAAUCAAGGAGUCUGGAGACAAAGAAGUUGAAAUUACCGAGCUGCCCAUCCGCACUUGGACGCAAGACUUCAAGGACAAGCUGGAGGACAUCAUCAAGGCCGAAAAGGUGCCUUCGUUCAUCAAGGACUACAAGGACUACAACACCCACCAUAAGGUUCACUUCGUGAUCCAACUGGACGAAAAGCAUAUGAAAGCUGCAUUGUCGGAAGGCUUGGAGGAGAAGUUCAAAUUGUCCAAGACAAUCGCGACGACCAAUCUGGUCGCUUUCGAUGAAGAGGGUCGCAUCACCAAGUACGCCACCGUUAAUGAUAUCCUCAAAGACUUCUACACUAUCCGCCUCAAGUAUUACGAGCGGCGCAAGCAGCAUCAACUGUCGGAGCUCCAGAAAGACUUGGAGAAGCUGAGCAACCAGGCGCGCUUCGUGCAAAUGAUCAUCGAUGGCAAACUUGUCAUCUCUAAAAAGAAGAAACCAGUUCUGAUCAGCGAGCUGAAAGAGAAGGGCUUCAAGCCUUUCCCGAAGGUGGCCGAGGCUGCCAAGAUGGGCGAAGAUGAGCCGGUUGUUGAGGAAGAUGAUGAUGAAGCGGAAGACACUAACACGGAAGUCUUGUCAAGCGCCUAUGACUACCUGCUGGGUAUGCCCAUUUGGUCUCUGACUCAGGAGCGUGUGGAGAAGCUCCGUCGCCAGAUCGGCGACAAGGAGGUCGAAGUUGACACCCUGAUUAAGUUGUCCAAGGAGGAUAUCUGGAAACGGGAUCUGGACGACUUCAUCAACGAGUGGCGCUUCCAGCUUGAGGAUGAGGCUCGCCGCCAGCGCAAGGUGGCUGGCAUGGGCCGCCGUGUUUCGGCUAAGCUGGCGACGGGCGGUGGUCGCGGGGCGACGUCGCGCAAGCGCAAGGCUGCUAACGGCGACGAUCCAGAUGACGAGGACUUUGCAGCUCCGAAGUCAAAAAAGACCUCUGCUGCUUCCAAGAAAAAGGAGGCGCCGACGAACAGUCUCAUGAACUUCCUUAACAAAUCCUCCACCAAGCCAACGGCUUCGCCUACGGACGGAGGUGCGGGAUCGGAUGAUGAAUUCGACAUUGACAAGGAGGUGCUUCCCAAGAAGAGUCGGGCCGCCGCGAAGCCUAAGCCCAAGCCCAAAGAAGAGGAUGAUUUUAUGGAUUUGGACGAUGUCCCCGAAACCACCUCACGCGCAUCAGCCCAACCGGCAACCGAUCCGAUGGAGUUAGAUGAGCCUGAAGAAGCCCGUCCUAAGGCUAAGCCGGCGGCCAAACGGGGGCCCAAGGCCAAGCCAAAGGUCGAAGAGGACUCGGAUGAUGAAUUCCUCGAUAUCGCUAAAACAGAAUCAUCCAAGCCUGCUGCUCAGCCCAAUCGCACGGCCCGCAAGCCGCCCGCCAAGUAUACCGUGCCCAGCGAUUCGGAUAGUGACAAUGGAGACGACCUGCUUGGCGACGUCAGCCAGAUGGUCAAGGGUAUUGGUGGCGGCGGUGAAUCGGCGGAUUCUCGACAGCUCUUCUCCGAGCGGUCCCGUCCUGGAAGCAGUGCGAGCUUGAAGGCCGCAACCAAACAGUCCAGAAUCAGCGAUUUCGACGCGGACGAGACCGACUACAGCAAACUUGUGCCGCAGAACUCCCCGCGGCGCUCGCUGCAGAUCAAGCCCAAGGAUGUCAGGGUCGACGACGAUGAUAAGGAGGACGAGGAGUUAGUCAAGCCCGCCCCCAAGGGUAAGGCGGCGCCCAAGGCGCGUGGUCGGCCCAAGAAGGAUGCAGCGCCCAAGACAGCCACUCAGUCUGCACCGGCAGCUUUAUCCCCGGCGGCCAAGGCCUAUGCCUCAAAGCAAGCCAAGACUACCAAGAAGAAGUUGGCGGACGAUUAUUCUGAGGAUGACAUCGAUGCCAUGGCCAACGAUAUCCUGGACUCUCCGGCAGGCAAGAAGGAUGAUUCGGAUGACGAACCCGCGCCGCGCCGGGCUGCUGCUCGUCCAUCUCGUCGCACGGCAUCGCAGCAGAAGAAGAGCUAUGUGAUCGACGACGAGAGUGAGGAUGAUGGCUCGGCCGAUGACUUUGAUGAUGAGAGCGAGUAG
This is a messenger RNA of Penicillium alfredii, 5085 nucleotides long. Its product is annotated as DNA topoisomerase 2. The transcript is spliced from 3 exons. Gene Ontology annotation, cellular component: nucleus. NCBI's taxonomy places the organism in Eukaryota, Fungi, Ascomycota, Eurotiomycetes, Eurotiales, Aspergillaceae. The record is from RefSeq and is a predicted model, not a curated record. Bases 1 to 5085 code for a protein of 1694 amino acids. Gene Ontology annotation, molecular function: ATP binding; DNA topoisomerase type II (double strand cut, ATP-hydrolyzing) activity; DNA binding. Gene Ontology annotation, biological process: resolution of meiotic recombination intermediates; DNA topological change; sister chromatid segregation.